CUUUGCUGCGAUACGAUCACAGAAUAUUCUGCUUGUCCCUUCACACSGAAGCCAAACACGAUGAGGAAAAAGACGGCAUCCACGGUUUCCACCACCACGUACGACGACCUUGCUACCAUCAGUACCUACACAAGCGCAGGUCGCRAUCGAGAAUGGSGAAAAUUCGUACACCGUGGAUCCAACAGGAAGUGGAGCAGGGGACAGCAGCAGGAACACCAGCGACGAAGGAACCGGGGCAAUCGGAACAAUACGAGGAGCAGCAUCGCCGGCCUGGCCGGUAUCAUCGUGGUGUUUGGACUGAUCGCUGGGGUCGUCUUCGCGAUGAUCUUUUUGCGGGCCGAGAACAGAUCUCGCCGGAACGAGUUYGAGAGCGGUGCCUCCGUCACGGUGGCGAAGAUCGGCGAUUCCUUUGACGAAUACGCCGAUGUUGCGUCCCUGAUCCACGGCAGGUGCCGCCACAGGCCUCGGUUCAACGCGACGUCCUUCGAACACAACCAAACGAGCUACACGGAGUACUACAACGCCUGGUCGGAAUCCUUUCGGCGGGACUUUCGCGAACUCUACGAGUACAUCGACGCGUCCGGCCUGGAGUUCAAGGCCAUGCAGUUUGAUCCCAACAUUUCGGCCCUUGAACGACCCAACGCCGAGUCGGAAGCCGGCGCCUUUUACGGCGAACACUAUCCGGAGGUCGACUACACCGGCUUUCGAGGAUUCAACGGUGAUGCCACGUCCCUGGAACCGAGGUGGCGCAACCAGUCCUUUUACUUCCCCAUCCACUACAUGGAACCCAUCCGGGGCAACGAGGCAGCCAUCGACCUCGACUACUAUUCGAGCGARUCACGGAUACGAGCCGUCAACGCCCUGUUUCGAACGAAGCGMCCCUCGCUGACGGACCGGCUGUCCCUGGUCAAACACGAGGGCCAGGUGAGCCGCUGCAGCAGCGGCAACGACGACACAAGCUACUCGGGUCCGUCCUUUGGGSUGGUCCUGAUGCACCCGGGGGUUCGAUUGAGCGAGGACGAYGAGACCAGCUGGCCGAGGGAUUUCUCAUCCAUCGUGUUGUGCAUUUCCGACCUAAUGAAGCGGGCGGCCAUUCACCAGAACCAAAAGGUAUCGGUCUACAUCCACGACCUUUCCCAUCCGARAGAGAUCGAUCCGGUCUUUAUGGGAGCGGCACGGUUGGACUGCAACUCGACGUAUUCCAGCGACGAAAACAGAAACCACCACGACGGCACAGCGAUGGUGCAGUYGGCAUCGUCGUUUCACCUCCUCGAGGAAGUCUCCCUGUACGAUCUCGACUGCGACGACGACAUUUCGUGCUACCAAAAAACCAUUUCCAUCGCCAACAGGAAAUGGACGGUCACCGUGCUCAACGAGGAAGGCCCGGACCGCAUACAGAUGGUUGUCGUGGCCAUGAUUGGUCUGUUCGUCUUUGCGGCCUUUGUGGGGCUGGCGGUAUGGGUGGUGGCCAACGACCGCCGGAACCGCGUCUACGCGAAGCUGAAAUCCAGGGCGGCGGCCGAGCGGAACGCCCUGGUGCUGGAGAACGCCAACAAGGCGGCCCAGACCGAGCGGGAGCUCAACGACUUCCUGGCGCACGAGGUCCGGAACCCGCUGGCGGCCGCUAUGGCCGCGACCCARUUUCUGCGGACGGAGCUGGACCGCCGGAGCCGGAGCAYCCGGGGGAUCGGUGACCACUUUCACGACGCGAACACCGACGCGGAAAURAAUAUGGAUAUAGAUAUGGGUGAGGACAGCGACGACGACGACGACGRCGAYGGCGAAGAGCAAAGGAACGCCGGCGUUGCUUCGUUCUCGGUCGAAAAAGACAUAGACGAGGACGAGAACGAUUGCAGUGGUGCCGCGGACGACAAUGACGGCCUGGUGUCUUCGCUCACGAGGGCGGCCUURCACUCGAGCGGCAGGACCGARWCGUCUCCGAGGCUCGUUCAGGCCAGGGAGGACAUCCGGGUGGUGGACCACGCCCUGCACUUCAUCAACGACCUGCUGCGCAACAUGCUCGAUAUGAAUCGUGCCGCGAGUAAAAAGCUCAAGGUGAAGUUUGCCCCGGCCGAUCUGUUGCAGGACGUUCUGCAGCCCAUUGCGGGCAUGCUGCACCGGGGAGGAGAGAACAUUGGUGGGGGCAACGGCGUCAACAGCAAGGUUCGGAUCAUYGUGGAUUGUCCAGAGAACAUUAUCGUGAACACGGACGUGCUGCGUCUCAAGCAGGUCAUACUCAACCUGAGUCGCAACAGCGUGAAGUUUAUCGACGAGGGKUUCAUUCGGCUCCGAGCAGAGGUGCUGGAACGCGACGGCGACGACGAUCUAAGCAUCGAUCUGAGCUCAAACGAUUUUGACAUCGAAGCAAAUACCAUGAAGUCAUUGGACAGCACGGUGAAAAUAUACGUGGAGGAUUCCGGAUCGGGCAUUCCAAUCGAAAAGCAAGAGAAUUUGUUCAACAAGUACCAAGAAUCUCUCGACCUUCUAGGACAAGGAACGGUAAGAGUGCAACGCCACGCCACGCCACGCAACACGGCAGAUUAUAAACGUUCGCUGUUUCAUUCUUAGUAUUCUCUGUCGAAUUUCUCUCACUCUUCUUUCCUUUCCCCCAUUUUCUGAAUUCACAGGGCAUCGGUCUACACCUAUGCAAAACCCUAAUUGAUUUGAUGGAUGGCGAGAUUAGUUUGGACCCUACGUACUGCAGCGGGAUACCAGGAUAUCCCGGCGCCCGUUUCGUCAUCGAUCUCCGUUCCAGCCCGAUAGGAUCGUCAGUGUUUACGCCAUACGUAGAUGGCGUUCGCAUCUGUGAGAAUGACGACGAGUGUAUUGAGAAUGAUACAGGUGGCGACACGGAAUGCAAGAAGGUUGAUACAAGCGAAACGACAAACACCAACCAAAAACAGAACCAAGACAAGGGCUCUGCUACUACUCUUCCGGAACUUCCCAAACACCUUAAGGUUUUGUUCAUCGACGACGACCGCAUCCUGCGAAAACUCUUUGCGCGGACGAUGAAGACCGUUGCACCCGAAUGGACCAUUCGAGAGGCAGCAAACGGGGAAACAGCGAUCCUGCUGGYGGAAGAAGAAGAGUUUGAUCUGAUUUUUUGCGACAUGUACAUGGCCAGCGUCGAGAAGCAGUUGCUAGGCACCGAGACCGUAGCCGAGCURCGGGCCAACGGGAUCACGAGCCGCAUCUGCGGGCUUUCCGCAAACGACAAGGAGACGGAGUUCCUCGAGGCCGGAAGCGAUGCCUUUCUCUUCAAGCCAAUACCGUGCGGGAAAAAGGCCUUGAGGGAAACCCUWCAACAGGUCUUGUAUGGAUAAGAGAAGAAUCGCAUUCGCAAUAAAACUCUGGGGGUAUU
Molecule: messenger RNA, 3361 nt
Organism: Pseudo-nitzschia multistriata
Lineage: Eukaryota; Bacillariophyta; Bacillariophyceae; Bacillariales; Bacillariaceae
Source: the annotation of a GenBank genome assembly